Molecule: messenger RNA, 4977 nt
Organism: Hippocampus comes (tiger tail seahorse)
Lineage: Eukaryota; Metazoa; Chordata; Actinopteri; Syngnathiformes; Syngnathidae
Product: GRIP and coiled-coil domain-containing protein 2-like
Exons: 3
Coding region: 1547-4597 (1016 amino acids)
Source: RefSeq, a predicted model, not a curated record
CCCAACCUGCUCGGCUCUUUGCACCGACAUUCCAGCACGAAUCUGUCUUUAAUUACACACCUAUUACCGAGAUCUCGGAUUUUAAUUGUCAGCUCCACUGCUUCAUUGUCAGACUCACUGCUCGCAAGCUAGCCGAACAUUUUCGCUUGGCAGUGCAGCCGACGCGACUUGUUUUAAGGCUGCUUCAACUUUUUUUUAAGAUCGAGCUCCGGGACGAAGCGACUUCCUCUAACUCUGUGAGACUUCUUUGAAAAAAAUUAGGAUAAACUCACUGCCAUAGCUACAAACUGCAAAAACAUCACUUCAUAGACACUCGGGGCGUUGUUGGAAUACGUCAGUCUGUCCGCCAUUGUGGAUGUGGCACAUUUUACCGGUGCGUCUCAAUUUUUUUUUUUAAUCCCCCCUAGGAAGAAAAAUUUUAAGUCUUCCUGUGUGCAGUUUUGCAUCUCCUCUCCGUGGCUGGGUCGGUACACUGGUUUCUUGUCACAUUCCAAAAACAUGCACGGGACAUGCGGUGCUGGAGCCCAUCCCAGUUGACUUCAGGCGAACGGCAGACUACAUCCUGAACUGGUUGCCAGGUGUACCGCAGGGCACAUAUGGAAACAAGUAACCAUUCAGACUGACAUUGACAACGUCACUGAGUGGGAAAUGAAACCAUGCUGCCUGCGGUUGAAGUCCGGCGAAAGUACCACUACAGCUUAAGUGACAUAGACUACAAAAAUGCUGCCAUUUCAUAAUAAUUGUAACUUCAAAUGACAAAUAUUUGUGGAACCAGCAGCAGUAUAAUGAGCAAUGAAAUACCUGCUUUGGAAUGUCAAAAUAUAGAAAUUUAAGUUCAGGGUGUACGCUGCUUCUCACCAAAAGACAACUAUAAUAGGUUCCAGCAUGCCCAUGACCCUACGAAGGAUAAGCGGAUCAGAGGAUGAAUAAAUGGAUGAAAAAAAACAAAAAUUAACAGCUGUGAUUGGAAUUUGCCUUACUGCAAGGUUUAAGGAUCCUAUUUUAUUUUAUUUUUUUGCAAGCUCUUAUUUUAGUCCCAAGAAGCCAAGCGGGGAGUUCUCUGCCUACCUCAAGGAACUUUGAUGAUGUCAUGACUUUAGGUCGCUGUCAGCGACGUGUCACCUUUGCAAUAAAGCUUAUGACUUCAUCUCUAUUAUCACAAGCCGGUAAUGUUAUUUUGAUGUACUAAUUUUAGCCACAUCUCAAAACUACCCGUUGUAUCCCGUCAACAGUCGCCUUCUGUGUCAUAGUAUGUCAUAAAGCUGAAAAUUGCUAUUCUGCAUACACUGUUAUUUAUUUUUCUUAUCUUGACAACUCAACAAAACAUGAUACGCAAAAAGUCAAAAGAAACUUGUAUUUUGAGUAAAUUAAGCCAACAUGUUAAAUCAUGGCAUUUUGAUAACCUGCUAAGGAUCCAGCCAGCCAUUUUCCAUACCGCUUAUCAGUUGGGAUGUUUUCCAUUUUACCUGCAAAGACACCAGUUAGGAGCCACCCAAAGCAUGAGAGGAUCGUCCCAAAUCUCCACUUUGUAAAUAAGGAUUGAAGGAUGUCCUGGAUAAACGGGCAACUGUUAAGCAAUGACUAUUACAGAGAACAUGUUAAAGAUCUGGAAAAUAAAAAGACCAUGUUGCUUGAGCAAAGAAGGCUCGUCAACGAAGAGUUGGCUCAUCUGGACUCUGAGAAUAUCAAGGCGGAAACCGAAAAAAAAGACAUGCUGGCCCAAGCGCGGGGUCGUCUUCAAUAUUUGAGUUUCAUGAGGGAGACAGCAAAAGAAGACUUGGGGUUUGUUAAUCUUCAACAAAAAGAAGAAAUUCUCAGUGAGCAGAGUAAGAUCUUCAAUUUUAACAUGGUACAGUAUGGACCUCGCACGGAGAACCUGGAAUCGGGGAAAGCUAAAUUUGAGAUGACUCUGCUUGAAUGUCGGUGUAUGGAGAUGGAAACACGCGAUGAAAACAUGAGGACACAUAUUGCUCAACUUGAGGAAGAAAAUAAAGGCUUACGAAUGCAAGUUGGAGAUAAGGUGACACUUACCGGGACGAAUAACCUUGCCACUCAGGAGUGGGCACAUUUUGGAUGUCAAAAUUUCAAUUUGGACACAAACAAGCAAGACCUAACGGGACAAAUGAGAGCUAUUACCGAUCAGGAUGAACACAUUAAGGUCCUCAAAGAUCAGAUUGCAAACCAAAAAACACAAGCUAAAAAUCCUGCGGAAAGUGAGGACACGCUGAUUCGACAGAAUGCUUCCUUUAAAAAUGCUUUGGCUGAGCUUCAAUUACAGAGUAUGAAAAUGAAAACGCUGGAGAUGGAGAACAGUGACUUGAGGUCGCAACUUCAAUGGCAUCAAGAGAGAAAGAAAACUCCGAUUCAGUCCAGCGGGUUGGUGACGGAAAGCUUGCAAGGGGAUGACGGAACUAACAGUGGAACGAAGGAAGGUGAGAAAGAAGCCCUAAGGGCACAGGUGAAAGCACUCCAGGAAAACAAGAACUGUCUCAACGAUGAGAUUAGAUCCGUGAAAGACGGGUUAGCUCGAGCUCAAUCUCAGAGUGCAAACAUGGAAACGCAGAAUUGUGAAUUGAAGGGACAAGUUAAAGCCCUUAAAGAAAGCACCAGUCAACUACAGGAUAAAGUGAAGUCCCUAAAUGAUCAGGUGGCUCUGCUUCAGUCUCAGAGAGCAAAGAUGGAGACGCAGACUGGCGACUUGAGGGCACAAGUGAAAGGAUUUCAGGAAAACGAGGACAUUUUGAUCAAGCAGAACGAAGCGCUCAAAGAUGAGGUGUCUCAGCUCGAAAGCUGCAACGUGAGGACAGAUAAACAAAACGAAAACCUGCGGACCCGAGUCAAGACUCUGAAGGAAAAUGAGAACAGCCUCAGUGAGAAGAUAGAGACGCUCAUGGCCGACGUGUCCCACUUUAAAUUUCAAAGGGAAAACGAUCAGACUGAGAUUCACCGUCUGAGAAGAGAACUGCAAACGCUCAGGAGUCAAUUACAAGAUCAAGAGGAACUAUUAAGGAGGAUCGAUGAUGCCGAAUCUCUCAUGGAGAAGGAGUGGGCGGAGAAGGAAAAGCUGAGCGUCAAGCUCGGUGAGCUCUGGGACGAGAGUAACUUUGUCAAAAAGCAAAAUGACGCUGUUCGGGUUGAGUUGGAAAAGAGCAAAUGUGUUCAGGAACACCAGUGUGAGCAAAUUGCUCAGCUGAAGGCGACGUUACAGGAGCAUAAACUCCAACUGGAGGAGGCUCAAUUUUUACUCUACAGUAAAGAUGACGAGUUAGCAAAGCAAAACAGGAAAAUUGUUUAUCUCAAUGAAGUCACAGAGGAGCUCAACUCCCACGUGAGCAGUUUUAAACAACAAAUGCAUUUUCUUAAAGGCCAGCUGGAACUCAGGCAGAUGGACGAAAUAUUAACUCAUAAUAUUUACGGAAGCCUCGCCGAGAUAGCACCUGAGCACGGGCCAGUCAGUGAAAACCAAUCGGGUUUGAAGACUGAGAUAAAGGACGCGGGCAUGCAAAUAAAGGACAAUUGCUUGACUGAGCCGAAAAGGUUUUUAACGCACACCUUGGCUUUGCGUGACUCUCCAAGUCUGAAGAUGGAAACAGAAAAUGAAGAACUGAGGACGCAAAUAAAAGCUCUUGAAGAAAACGAAUUCGAACUGACUGAGCUGAUCAGGCACCUCAAUGAAAAGCUGGCUCAUCUCGAAUCCUGGGGCGCAAAUGGAGAUGUGGGGGCGCAAGACCAAGCGCUUUGCCAAAACCAGGACGGGCUCGCCGAGCAGAACAACCUGCUCAAUGAAAGGCUGGCUGAUCUCGAAACAGAGAACGGAGAUUUAAGAGUGCAAGUUGAAGAUCUCAAAGAAAACGAGAAACUAAUCAAACAGAGGACGGAGACCCUCAUGGGUGAGCUGGACCAGUACAAAACCGAGCGUAGCCGUCUGAGGUCAGAAGCUCAGACGCUCAGGUCGCAACUGCACGAUCAAAGUGAUCUACGGGGAAGGAUGGAUCACGCCGAAUCUCAAAUGGAGAAGGACGUGGCCGAGAAGGAAAAGUUGAGUAGCAAAUUGCGGGAGCUUGAAGAAAAGGACAACUGUUUAAAAAAGCAGCACGACAUUGUUCGCGCCGAGAUGGAAGCACAUAAAUCCGUUCGAGAUCAACAACACCAACAGAUUGCCCAGUUGAAGGCGGCGUUAAAAGAAAACAAACUGCAGGUCGAGGAGGCCAGAUUCCUCCUCGAUAGUAAACACGAUGAGUUGAAAAAGCUAAAUGAAGUCACGGACGAGAUGAAGGCUCUCAUUUUGAAUUUGAAGCAAAAAAAUUGCCAUCUUCAAGGGCUGCUUGAACUCAUUCAAACUGCAAAUCAGGAGGACCCUGCGAACAAAUCAGAUGCGGUGGAGCCUGUCGCGGUGCACCUGAAGUCCACGUCGAGCAGACUUUUUGCUAUUUGCUGUUGGCCUUUUAAAGCACUUUUAAAAGUUUUUAACAUAUGUUCCUUUCGAGGACUUGUCGUCGCGGUUGUGUUCUUUUGUCUAGGUCUGUUGUUUUCAACCGUACUUUCCAUUGAUGAUGACUCUUCAAACAUAUUUGAUGUGUUAUUAUACAAAUGCUAGGUCUUUGUAUGACAACAAUUCCUUGUCUUCGGAAAGUGCUGCUUGGGUCAUAUGUGACUUGUUUCACUUUAAAGGGCACUGGGUUUUAGGUUCAUGUGAUGACAAUACUGUUGAGCUUGUUUACUAACUAGUGUCUUGUCAAUGCAUUUUUUUUUUGUAUAUAACCUGACAAGAAUGUCUAGACUUUUAUGGAGAGCCAUUUUUUAUUAAUCUGUCUUAAAAUUGUUAGUAGAAACCAAAAUGUUUUGAACAAGCCGCUUGCUUUGUAUUAAACAAUUAUUUUGUAAUCAGCCCAUGUUUUUCCUCAAACGUUUUUUAUACGAUUGAAUAGUGACGUUGGUAUGUUUUUCAGGCUCAAAUAAGUUAAGUGAUUGGCCCGG